AUGGAAAUUCGUACGCUAUACUACAUAGUGGCACUCAGCGUGAGCCUAGUGCUAGUCAGAGCUUCAGACUUCACAGCGAACUGUCCACAAGAAUGCAAAUGCGUCUGGGCGAGCGGAAACAAACAAGCCGACUGUUCACACUCAACCUUCCAUGACAUACCUAAGACACUAAGUACUGAAAUACAGAUUCUAGAUCUAACUAAUAACGAAUUAUACGAAAUCACGAGGCACGCUUUCGAAGAUGUCCGAUUAAUAAAUCUAAAGAAACUUAUAUUAAGAGAAUGCAAGCUGAUAACGAUACACAAAAGUGGACUCAGCGGCCUCGCGAUUAUGAUCGAACUUGAUUUAUCGAAGAACGACCUUAAAACGUUGCACCCAGACACGUUUAAGGAAACCGAGAAAAUAAGAUGGAUUCUACUAAACGACAAUCAGAUAGAGAAGCUAGAAAAUGGUUUGUUCAACAAUUUACCGUUCUUACAGAAAGUAGAUUUGAGCAACAAUCGCUUAGUACAAAUAGGGGUGAAGACGUUCAUGAAUGUGCCAAAGCUUAACAUCCUGCGACUGGACGGUAAUAGAUUAGAGCAUCUUAAAAUAGACACAUUAAGCGCAUUGACGUCCUUGUCUAAUUUGGACGUGCACGAUAAUCCCUGGAAAUGUGACUGCUACUUACAACCCUUCAGAAAUUGGGUGAUUAGUAAAAAUUUCUACACAUCUCCAAUAUCAUGUAGCGAACCGGCAAAAGUACACGGGAAAUUGUGGAAAGAGUUGGAUUCAAGCGAUUUCGCUUGCAGGCCAAGUAUUGUAUAUCCAUCAACUAAAACGACUUUACGCUCAUCGGAUACAAAUGUAACACUUUCUUGCCAAGUUAAUGGUAAUCCGUUACCAGAAGUUAAUUGGGUUUUAAAUGCACAAAUUAUCGAUGGCACUUACAGAUAUCAAGGCGAAAUUAAAUAUUACGUUACGCAGAGCAACUCCGAAAACAGUAGAUGGGUAAAUCUGACUAUCCUAGAUGCUGGUACUUCUGACAAUGGAGAAUAUUUAUGCGUUGCUAAAAAUGCAGGAGGUGUUGAAGAAAGGAGUUUGAUGUUGGCUAUUACCCACACACCUCCUGGAAUAGUUGCUCCACCUGGAAUGGAUAACAGUAUGCUACCUGUUCUAAUUGGUAUAUCUUGUACAGCAGCUAUACUUUUAAUUAUCUUGGUCAUUCUCUGCUACUAUUGCUGUAGAAAACGUGGUUCAGAUAAAAAGAAAGAUAAUUCGAAUGGAGAGGCUCUGAUUGAAGGGUCAGUGAUACCAGAAAUGGAAAAAAGUCUCAUAACAGCCGUGAAUCCAGUUACGAAACCACCGAGAAGAUACGAUGCCCCUCUGUCGAUCACUAGCGCAACCGAAAUGUCAGAACUCAAUAAAACAUUACUGGAUAACGAUUCUGUUUUUGCUCAUAAUGAUGACGAAAAGAGAUCACUGGACUUCGACCAACACACGAAACGAUCCCAAGACGCUCUCAACGCUGAAUAUGGUCGCACCGACGGCCGAGCUUAUCCGCCGGAUCUCUUAUCGUUCCCAGCGAGAGCAGCUCAAAUCUCCCCUGCUGCUAGUAAUGCAUCUACAGUUCCAGACACAAGUAGGCUACAAAUUAACCCAGUCAGUCCGAUCCAUUCGCCCAUUUACGGAAUGACUACGAAUCAAAAUCUCUUCAGGACUUUACCAUAUUCCCGAUCUCAGUCUCCUUUCACAGCACCAAUUACACCGCCAGUAGUAACGCCAAGGCAAGGAUACGUUACGAUUCCGAGAAGACCUAGAGUACCAUCGUGGUCUAGUACUGCCAGCACCCAAAUACUUCCUAGCGCUGAAGCCCAGGAGCCUCUAUACGACAACUUGGGUUUGAGGACAACCGCAGAUGGAAGUUCCGUACUGUCUCUAAAUAAAGCAGGAUUAGAACAACAAUUUUCCCCAAUGAGAAAUAGACCUCUACCCGCUACUCCUCCGACUGCAUAUCCCAGUAUACCACACCCCCCAGUCUUCUACGCUCCUAUUGAAGAACAGGAACCAGCACCUUCUCCCGUACCACCGCCAUUUACACCAACACGUAAUAGCAUUAGUUCGCAAAUAUCUAAUCAACUCUCGACGCCAGGCCCUCAAGAACCAGUGAAUCCAAGAAUGAGUUGGACGGCGAAAAACACGUCAACUCCGCAAACCGAAUCUAGAAAACAAUUGUUCAACGUGAUGGAUAAUAGAAACACGGACGCUCAGUCGCAAAUAUCUGACAAUAGUACACUUAGCCGUAAGGGUAAACCGGAAACGGGUUCGCUGAGAAGAAAUCCAAAAUCGGAUAACAAAGACGAAGUCAGUUCUCCAUCGAGAGAAGAUCCAAGGAAGAACGAGAGCAACAUAUCGUUAAAUCAAUCUGGAACGAUGGGGAGGAGUGGUAAAAUUCCCCCAAGACCGCCUCCGAAACCUAAGAAAAAGCCUCCAACUGAAGUGAAUGCAAACGAACCCUUAUUCGAAGACGAAGGCGAAGACGGCACAGAGGUGUAG
Melitaea cinxia (Glanville fritillary) is the source of this 2535-nucleotide messenger RNA. RefSeq lists its product as uncharacterized. The record is from RefSeq and is a predicted model, not a curated record. Lineage: Eukaryota; Metazoa; Arthropoda; Insecta; Lepidoptera; Nymphalidae. The coding region runs from base 1 to 2535 and encodes 844 amino acids. Gene Ontology annotation, molecular function: protein binding. The transcript is spliced from 2 exons.